Molecule: messenger RNA, 1320 nt
Organism: Culicoides brevitarsis
Lineage: Eukaryota; Metazoa; Arthropoda; Insecta; Diptera; Ceratopogonidae
Exons: 1
Coding region: 1-1320 (439 amino acids)
Cellular component (GO): membrane
Molecular function (GO): ligand-gated monoatomic ion channel activity
Source: RefSeq, a predicted model, not a curated record
AUGGAUGAUCCAUUUCUGGCCUUCAACUAUUCUCUCGAUGGAAUCGUGAUGAAUGUCGGAUUUUCAUUGAAUGUGGUCCCAAAAGGCGUUACAUUUUUGGAAUUUGCUACGAAACGAAUUAUCUCCAAUGCAAACAGUCUCUCAAGAGCUCCGUACCAAGUUUUGUUACUAAUAUCGCAGAAAUAUAAUUUUCGCAUGCAUUUAAAAAGAACAACGCAAUAUGGAAAAUUAGUUGAUAAUAACACUCGAUGGACUGGCUUGAUGGGCUAUCUUCAACGCAAAGAAGUGGAUUUUGCCUCUCAGAGCUUCGUGUUUGCCCUCAAACGUAUGCCCGUUAUCGAUAGUGGCUUUUCAGCAACAAAAUAUCGACACUUUUUCGUGUUUCGCCAUCCGGACACACAUGUUAAUAUGAAAAAUCCGUUUUUGAGACCGCUGGAUGAUGUUAUUUGGCUUGGCAUCUUUCUCGUGUCAGUAGUUACGGUAUUUGCGUUGGUGAUGAUUAAAAACAAAGAACAAGAAUUCAUGAAAAUGAAAGAAGCUUUAGUGAUUUCCGUUCUAAAUGUCAUUGGAAUUCUCGCUCUUCAAGGUUUGUGUUCGGAUAUUUGGUCGUCGAUGAGGGCAAAGAUGAUUUUGAUGCUAUCCCUGAUUUUUUCUUUCAUUCUGUACCAACUUUACUCGGGAGCAAUAGUAGGAUCGUUGCUUGCUCCCUCCCCAAGGACCAUUACAACCAUUGAGAAACUCACUGAAAGCGGUAUGAAAAUUGUGAUGGAGGAGACUGCUUCGAAUCGUGUCAUUUUCGGCGUCUCUUUUGGAAAAGAUCUAAAAGACCUGUACGAAAAUCGCGUAAAGGACAAGGAAAUUUACGUUUCCAUGACUGAGGGUCUCAAAAUGAUGCGAGAUACUAGAAUUGUCUUUCUCACAAAUGUCGACGAGUCUUAUGGGCUAAUCAAAGACCUUUUUUCUCAUGCACAACAAAAAGAACUUCAAGAAAUUCCUUUUUUCCCGCAGGAAACCACACGAGCUGCUCUUUAUAUUCCAAUCCAGAAAAAGUCACCGUUUAGUGAGGUGAUUCGAGUUGGCGUCUUACGACUUGCGGAAAUUGGUAUCAAACUUCAUGUGGUUAAGCAAUGGGAACUAAAAUUACCAAAAUCAGACUCAAAUUCGAAUGUCUUGAAAAUAAUCGAUAUCGAACAGACACGAUCGGCGUUCUUUUUACUCCUCAUUGGACAUCUGAUCUGCAUGUUUCUUGUCUUUUUGGAAAGAAUUACGAUGAAAAUUCGUCACUGCUUGAAAAGACAAAGAACAUUUUUCAUUGACUAA